Messenger RNA from Morchella sextelata, 1518 nucleotides. RefSeq lists its product as uncharacterized. Gene Ontology annotation, biological process: mitochondrial respiratory chain complex III assembly; protein insertion into mitochondrial inner membrane from matrix. Gene Ontology annotation, cellular component: mitochondrial inner membrane. The record is from RefSeq and is a predicted model, not a curated record. Lineage: Eukaryota; Fungi; Ascomycota; Pezizomycetes; Pezizales; Morchellaceae. Bases 1 to 1518 code for a protein of 505 amino acids. Gene Ontology annotation, molecular function: ATP binding; ATP hydrolysis activity. The transcript has 2 exons.
AUGGAGAGCUUCAAUGCCUCUACGUCCAUGCCGGCGGCCCAUGGAGCGCUUCCACUCGCAUUGAACAUGGUGCCCGGGUAUUAUUCUCUCGUCGCGCUUUUCAACUACUUUGGUCUCACGAUGCCGUCCAUCGUAACCUUCUUUCUGAUAACAACCGCCGCCGCUGCCAGCUGGCAGUACUGGUACGACUUCCUGACAAUGCUGACAUUCCGCUUCUUGAUGUCGACAGCGCAGAUUCGGUCGCGCGACGACCUAUACGAGCACUUGAUGGCCUGGAUCGCGGGACAAGAAUUUGCAAACUCCACAAAGUACUUCGUGGCUGGUAUGGCGUUUGGAUCUCUACAGCAAGAGAAUGAACACACAGACGAGGAAGAGUCAGGAAAUGGCCUGAGCCCCUGGGAGAUGUUGAGACGUGCACCCCUGCAGUUCACUCCAGCUCCAGGAUUGCAUCAGUUUCGUUACAAGGGGAGAAUAGUGUUGUUAAGGCGCGUGCUCGAAGAAGGAAAGGAUUGUUGGUGGCCACAAGAGACUAUAGAACUCUCCACGUUCGGUACUUCUCCCAAGUUAUUAAAGGAACUUCUUCACGAAGCUCGUCUCCGGUUUUUAGAGAAAGACCGUAGUAAGACCAUCGUAUACCGCCCAACAGUCGGCACUCAGCUCGGCCAACCUCCUAACUGGACUCGCUGCCUCGCCAGGCCGAGCAGACCCCUAUCAACCGUUGUUCUAGACGAACACCAAAAAGAAAUGUUCGUUGAUGAUAUCAGAGAUUAUUUAGAGCCUGAUACCAGAAGAUGGUAUGCCGAUCGAGGAAUUCCAUACAGACGUGGCUAUCUUCUUCAUGGUCCUCCUGGCACCGGAAAGAGUUCUUUGAGCUUUGCUGUCGCCGGAAAAUUUGGAUUAAAGAUAUAUGUGCUCAGCUUAGCGAGUAAAUCGCUCACAGAGGAGGGUUUGGCUGGGCUUUUCGAGGGGCUUCCUAGAAAGUGUGUAGUGUUGCUGGAGGACGUGGACACUGUGGGGAUCGCGCGGGUACAAAAGACAGAAGAAACCACAUCUGAAGGGACCGAAACGGCAUCGAAGAAGGAAGAAUCAGAUAACAGCAAGAAGGGGAUAUCCUUUUCUGGUCUCCUCAACGCCAUCGACGGUGUUGCCUCUCAUGAAGGUCGAAUUCUCAUCCUAACUACUAAUCAUCCAGAGAAGUUGGAUCCUGCACUUAUUAGACCUGGUAGGGUUGAUAUGAAAAUACACUUCACACUUGCUGGGAAAGAUGCUGUCGGCGGGCUCUUCGAGCGCAUGUUUGAAGACUAUUCAUCGCGCUCUUGCUCUGACUCAACUUCGAAACAAAGAUUGAAAGAAAUGACGACAGAAUUCGUAAAGCUGAUCCCCGACCUUACAUUCUCGCCGGCUGAAAUCCAGGGAUAUUUGCUGCAACACAAAAAUCGUCCAGAGCGAGCGCUGGAGAGAACAGAACUAUGGGUCAAGGAGAGGCUUGAGGCUCGGGCCGCGGGCAGAAUUGAUUGA